AUGUUAGCACCAAAACGUCUCUCAGCCGCCACCACCAACCGUCUUUCUUUUCUCAGCUGCAGUUUCCAUUUAUUCACGCUAAGAAAGAGGUGCGCUAAGAAGAAAGGUGGCUGCAAAGAUGAAGACAGAAAGAGAUAUUCAGCUGGUGGACAAGUUCGAUGUGCAUUUAUGUGUGAAUCGGGAGGGAUUAAUGAUUUGGCUCAUAAUAGUAAUUGCUUAAUUUCUUUUUCUUUCUUUUUUCUUUCUUUUAUUUCACCUUUCUUUUCUUCUCUUUCCCUUUUUCCAUUCUCUCGUUCACCUUUCACUUCUUCUUUUUCCUCUUUUCAUUCUUUCAUUCACCUUUCUCGUCUCUUUUCCCUUUUCAUUCUUUCGUUCACCUUUCUCUUCUCCUCUUUUCCUUUUUCCAUUCUUUCGUUCACAUUUCUCUUCUUCUCUUUUUCUUUUUCAUUCUUUCGUUUAUUUUUCUCGUCUCCUUUUUUCUUUUUUCUUUCUUUUGUUCACCUUUUCCUUCUUCCCUUUUUUCAUUCUUUCUUUCACCUUUUCCCUCCUUCCAUUCAUUUCUUUUUUCCAAAUGUCUUUCCCUCUCUUUUCCUCUUUUUUCUUUCACCUUUCAUUUCUGUCUUCCUUGUUAUCUUUUUCUUUCUUUCUUUCUUUCUUUCUUUCUUUCUUUCUUUCUUUCUUUCUUUCUUUCUUUCUUUCUUUUAUAUUUGCCUUCCCUCUCUUUCGCCCUUUUCUAUUUAUUUCACAUAUCUUUCUUCUUCUAUUUUGUUCUUUCUUUCAACUUUGCCUUUCGUUUUUCUUUCUUUUCCCUUUCUUUCACAUUUCCUUUCGUCUCCUCUUAAAAUAGACUAA
Messenger RNA from Acanthosepion pharaonis, 852 nucleotides. The record is from the annotation of a GenBank genome assembly. Lineage: Eukaryota; Metazoa; Mollusca; Cephalopoda; Sepiida; Sepiidae.